Terrapene triunguis (Three-toed box turtle) is the source of this 1118-nucleotide messenger RNA. Its product is annotated as butyrophilin subfamily 1 member A1-like. The record is from RefSeq and is a predicted model, not a curated record. The transcript has 6 exons. Gene Ontology annotation, molecular function: protein binding. Bases 357 to 1118 code for a protein of 253 amino acids. Lineage: Eukaryota; Metazoa; Chordata; Testudines; Emydidae.
CAGCCACUUCAGACCCCAGAUGAUCUCUGACCUCAAAAGAAAAAAAUUCAGGCCCAUCUGAAGACUCUGAGGGAAGAGAGGAAAAAAAGCUCCUGGGAUUUAAAGUGACUGCAGAGGGGACAAGUCAGGAGUGUCUGAAACAGAUAGAAAAGGAGGGACAGAAAAUGGUCUGAAUUUCAGUUCUUGGAGGAAUAAGAGUGACCCCUGCUGGAAGAGCUGGACAAGGAGAUUGGGGAUAUUUUUGUUCCGUAUCUUCACAAACUCCGUGUGAGACGGGGAAGUUCCAGCAGCCAGUGGCGAUUUCUCCUGAACUGGAAGUGAGACUCAGUGAUUUCUCCCAGAAAACUAAUGCUCUCAUGGAGACUCUGAGGAAAUUCAAAGCCACUCUGCCGCCUAAACUGGAGACAAAAAGAGGGGAACCCCUAGGAGCACACAGACAGGUGAAUGUGACCCUGGAUCCAGACACGGCUCACCCCGAACUUGUCCUCUCUGCGGAUGGGAAAAGCGUGAGAUGGGGACACACCCGGCAGGUUCUGCCCGACAACCCGGAGCGAUUUGACUCUGAGCGCUGCGUGCUGGGCGGCGAGGGCUUCGCCUCGGGGCGACAUUGCUGGGAGGUGGAGGUGAGGGUGCAGGAGGGGGGACACUGGGCGGUGGGGGUGGCCAGAGAGUCUGUGAGGAGGAAGGGAUGGAUCAACCUUAACCCUGAGGAGGGGAUCUGGGCAGUGGAGCGGGGCUGGUGGGGUCAGUUCCGGGCUCUCACCUCCCCAGCCACCCGCCUGCCCCUGCGCCGGGUCCCCAGCAGGAUCCGGGUUUCUCUGGACUGUGAACGGGGGCAGGUGACAUUUUCUGACGCGGUUAGCGAGGCCCCAAUCUUCACUUUCCCGCCGGGCUCCAUCCCCGGCGAGAGAAUCCGCCCCUGGCUCUGGGUGUGGAGAUCCUGGCUCAGGCUGUGUCCCCCAGGGGACCCCAAAACCGGCCUGCCUAGCCUCCGGUGUCCUAGUCUUUAUGACUGUGGUGGACUGCUGUCGUCCUACCGAUUUUCUCCCUGUGGGCUCUGCGACCCCGCCGGCUCCCUGGAGUCGCUGGACUUUGAAGCCACGGAGAGCAGGGAGUGA